This is a messenger RNA of Prorocentrum cordatum, 1523 nucleotides long. Lineage: Eukaryota; Dinophyceae; Prorocentrales; Prorocentraceae. The record is from the annotation of a GenBank genome assembly.
GGCCAGAGCAAGACCUGGCAGUGUCGCGACCCCGCGUGUGCCUUCGCCAACUUUCUCUUCAGGUCCGCCUGUCGGGAGUGCGGUUCGAGGGCGCCACAGCACGUCAUCAAUCAGCAACGAGAGCAGCGGCAGCAGAAAACUCCAGUUGGGAACGGCAAGGCGCAGCGGGCCAAUGCCUGGCUCAACGGUCCUCCUGUCCUCCAGAGCCAAGGCGGCUCAAGGGCCGGGCGCGCCAACGCCAACGUCACGGAGUUGUCAAACGAGGAUAUCAUCAAGCUGCUCAAGUCACGAGGGCUUCAAGCGGGCUCGGAACUCGACACCAAGCUCACUGAAGUGCUCAAGAAAGCAGAGGAGCCAGGGCCCGCAGACCUUGGCUCCAAGGGGCUCCAGGACUUGCUCCAGCGGCAGUCGCGGAAGCUCAAGCAGAUCGAGGGGUCCACGGAAAGAGUGCAGAACGCCAAGGCCGCACUCGAGGAGGCUCAGCGCUACUACGAGCAGGAGUGCCAGCAGCUCAAGGCGCACCAAGACAACCUCUCGGAUACCGAAAAGUUCAUCAAGAAAGCCCAGGCCGCCACCGUUUUGUCCGAGCCUCCAGAGCAAGAUGGCGAGUCUGAUCCAAAGCAUGAGCUCCAGAUGCUGGAAGUCCUGGAGCUGGCUGUCAAGAAAUACACUUCUCGCUUCGCCAUCGAUGCCACUGCGGUCCUGGCGGCCACCGAGGCGAAGAAGGUGGAGUUCACAUCGAAGUUGCCGAAGGAGCAUCGGCUCAAAGAUUCGCCCAGGCACCAGAGUGCCGUCAAGUGGGCACAGCAGCGUGGAUUUCAAUCCUCCAUGCCCAAAGCAGAUAUUACAGGGCCAGGCCCUACGGAGUCCAGUGCUGGACGCGCUGUGCUCAGUCAGCUGCCAGCAGACAAGUUGGACUUGCGUUGUGGGAAGGAUCUGCCGUCUUCCAGGAUUGCGGCAUCCAUGAUCAAUAUUGGGCUUUCUAUUCCCUUGGUGAUACUAUCAGUAUACCUUCACACCAGCGGCGGGCUCGCAGGUGAGAAUAUAGAGCUCCUCGGCAAGUUGUUUCAAGCAGCUGACAAGCUACAGCUUCCGUGGAUAGUGGCUGGUGAUUGGAACCUGUUGCCAAGUGAUGUGGAUAAGUGGGCGAAACUUGCGCAAGGAGAAAUCAGUUCCUCAGGUGAGCCUACCUUCGGAGCGAGGGAGCUGGACUUCUUCAUCUGCAGCAGAGUACUGGCGCCUUUUGUGGAUUCUGUUUAUAUUGUUCCUGGUGCCCCAGCAAAGUCUCACGCGCCAGUGGCUUUGAAGCUCAGCGGCAUAGGAGUGCAGGCCAAGCGCCCCCUGAGGCUCGAGGGGAUCAGUGGCCGUGGCAGAUUGGAGCUGAGUACCCACCUGACCUUCAGCAAGCCUGUCAAGCGUGGUUUCGACAUGUCGAAACCUAUCUUCUGGAUGUUCACGAUAGUCAAGGUUGGCGCGGGCAAACCUACACUGGCAGAGCAGAAGGGCUUCGAGUGCAGCAUGUG